This is a messenger RNA of Triticum turgidum subsp. durum (durum wheat), 1848 nucleotides long. The record is from the annotation of a GenBank genome assembly. Lineage: Eukaryota; Viridiplantae; Streptophyta; Magnoliopsida; Poales; Poaceae.
AUGGCGGGGAAGGAGCAGGCCGGCGCGGGCGCGGGCGGGGCCGGGAGCGCCCCCCCGCCGCGAGUGCCAGUGCCCGCGGUUUCCACGCAGCCGCCGAUUAAGAAGCUGGUCAGGCAGCUCGACUUCAACUACGGGAACCCCGCCAUGGCGGCCGCCGCCGCCGCCGCUUCCCGGACGGUGCAGCCCAGGGCGCUGCAGGUCGGGUACCCGCAGCCGCACCAGCUGAGGGCCGCGUUGCCCAUCGGGGUGCCACAUCAGCUGCAGCCGCGGGGGCUGCCCGUGAUGCGGCCGCAUCAGAUGGUGCAUGCGACGCUGCCGCGGCCGGCACUGCCGAUGGCGAUGCCCGUGCCCGUGCCGCAGGCUCGGUCGGCCCUUUCGCAGCCAGUACAGCGCCCGCCGGUCGCCGUUCCCUUGAAGCCAGAGUCACCAAAACCACGUGGACGGCUGUAUGAUGGGAAAGAUGGCACACCUACGAAGAAGAAGUGCUGCAAUUGUCGGCACUCCAAAUGUUUGAAGCUGUACUGUGAAUGUUUUGCAUCUGGUAUUUAUUGUGAUGGAUGCAACUGCACCAAUUGUUUUAAUAAUGUUGAGAAUGAGGUGGCUAGGCGUGAAGCUAUAGAGGCUACACUGGAGCGCAAUCCAGAUGCGUUCAGACCUAAGAUUGGGAGUAGCCCACACACAAAUCGGAAUAAUAUGGAGGUAGCUGGUGAUGUCCCUUUAAUAGGGAAGCAUAAUAAAGGGUGCCACUGCAAGAAGUCAGGAUGCCUCAAGAAAUACUGCGAAUGCUUCCAAGCUAAUAUACUAUGCUCUGAAAAUUGCAAGUGUAUGGAUUGCAAGAACUUCGACGGGAGUGAAGAUAGAAAACAUCUUAAUCUGGAUCACAAAAAUGUCAUUCACAUGCAACAAGCAGCAAAUGCAGCAGUAAAUGGUGCUAUUGGAGCAACUGCAUUGUCGUCGCCUUCCACAUCUAGGAAGAGAAAGCACAUCGAUUCUUCACUUGACCUUUCGACCAAGGAACAUUUAGCUAUCAGGAAUGGUCAACUAUCUCAGGUUAUUUAUCAGAAGAACGCAAUGGCCUCCGAUGGUUCACUUCCAAUAGGCCAGUCUGCGCAUCCUCAUAUGAUGGGGCCCUUUAAAGUCACCUACAGGCCUCUUUUAGCGGAUAUUAUUCAGCCAGGGGAUGUAAAGGAGCUUUGUAAACUUUUGGUGACAGUAUCGGGACAGGCUGCUAAGGCAUAUACUGGUCGGAAAAUCCAGGAAGAGAAGGUUGCAGAGAAGGAAGAUGGAGUGGGAGGUUCCCUAGCAUUGACGAACCAUGAUAGAGAAGGCAAAAAUAAAGAUCAAAAUCAUCGGAAAAUAUCAAUUGAUGAUCAUUCAAGUGGAGGAACUGAUAUGGGCAAGGCAUCUCUAGAUGAUUCCAGACCUGAUUGCACUGAUGACCAGAAGUCCAGUAGACCAAUGUCUCCUGGAACACUAGCGUUGAUGUGUGAUGAACAAGAUGCUAUGUUUGCAACUUCUCAAAAUGCUGUUGCUCCGCCAGCAAUAGAUGUCGAUCAGAACCGGUCGGAACUGUAUGCAGAGCAGGAAAGGUGUGUGUUGACAGAAUUCCGCGAUUGCCUGCGUAAGCUUGUGCAAUACGGUAGAAUGAAAGAGGAGAAGUACUCCAUGGCAAUCAGAUCUGAAGUGACCGGGCAUCCAGGGCAGGUAAAUGGUGCCCCGCGGAUACCAUAUCCAAAAGUAGAUGUACCUGUUGUAAAAACAUUUCCUCAGAGUUCCAGCAAACAUCUUGUUGCUGGGAACCCUUCGAGUGGGCAUUUAGACAAAAGACUGAAGCCUGAGAACACAUAG